UACCCACCAUCUCGUUCUCGGCUCUUCCUCUCCGGCUCUUCCCCGUCGGGCUUCCGCCUUCCUGCACACCUUCUUGCUCCGUUUCUUCCUCGAACACAGAUUCUGUACCCCACCCCGACUCUACCUAUAAAUCUCACCAGCUCACCCCACGAAUCCCGGCAAAACCCACCGCCCGAAGCAAAGCUCGAGCCGCCGCCGCGAUGAUCCUCCGCAUCCGCAGCCGUGACGGCACGGACCGCAUCACGGUCCCAGACUCGGCCUCCGCCACCGUCGCCGACCUGCAGCGCCUCAUCGAGUCGCAUCUCACCGUGCCCGUCCCGCUCCAGCGCCUCUCCCUCGACCCGGCCCUCCUGCUCCCCAACCCCUCCGCCGCUGUCCCACUCCUCGCCGACCCGGCGACGCCGCUUGCCUCGCUCCGCCUUGCCAACGGCGCCUUCGUCUACCUCGCAUAUCCGCCCGAUGCGCGCUCCGCCCGCCCGCCGCCGCCCAAGGCGCUUUCCGUCGCUGGCUCCUUCGGCAAGAAGAUGACCAUGGAUGACCUCAUCGCGCGCCAGAUCCGUGUCACACGCCAGGAGAACGCGCUCUGCGCCGCCGCCUCCUUUGACCGCGAUGCCGCCAACGCGUUCCAGCUCUACGUCGCCGAGUCCCUCGCGUUCGCCGUCAAGCGGGCGGGCUUCCUCUACGGCCGCGUCGACGCAGAGACCAAGGAGGUCUUCGUCGACUUCAUCUAUGAACCGCCGCAGCAGGGCUCCGAGGAUGUGGUCCACCUCAUGAGGGAUCCCGAAGAAGAGGCCCGCGUCGAUACCAUCGCCGAGGGGCUCGGGAUGCGCCGGGUCGGCCUCGUGUUCACGCAGGCCGUCGGGAGGAAGGCCAGCGAGACUGGCGAGUAUACCAUGUCCAACCGGGAGGUUGUGCAGGCUGCCCAGCUGCAGGCUGAGGGCGGGAUCCCGGAGUGGGUCACUGCCAUAGUCAAAUUGGAGGUGGGGGAUGACGGCACUGGGGAUGUGCACUUCGAGGCCUUCCAGAUGAGCGAGAUUUGUGUCAAGCUCUUCAAGGAUGGGGUACUGGAAACUGAGGUUCAGGAUGCUGAUGAUCCCCGUCUGUCAAAGAUGAGGAAGGAAGUGGUGGCUGGGGGAAAGGAUACUAUGGAGGUGGAUAAUGACUUCUUCCUAGUGCCCGUCAAGAUCUCUGAUCACCAGGGUCCACUCUCAGUAGGCUUUCCUAUAGAGAACCGUGGAAGUCCUCUGGGCAUCAGUGCGCUGAGAAGUCACCUGGAGCGGAUGAAGCAUUUAACAUUUGUGAGGCGGAUCUCGGACUUCCAUUUGCUUCUUAAGCUUGCUACUUUCCUAGAUGUAAAGGCAGACAUGCCCACUAUAGCUGCAUGUGUAAAAACUCAGAGCAGGGUGCCCGAGGGAUACCAGUUUCUGAUCGAGUCCUUUGCUAGUCAGGGAUAAUCUUGCCUCUGAAAGCAUGGCACGACGAUGCAUAAUUAUUUACUUGUCACAUCAUGUAUAACUUAUGAAAAGUCUCAGGUGUAUAAGUAUUGUUCAAUUCUUAUGCCUUUCUUAUAGCA
Sorghum bicolor (sorghum) is the source of this 1573-nucleotide messenger RNA. RefSeq names its product NPL4-like protein. Gene Ontology annotation, cellular component: nucleus. Gene Ontology annotation, biological process: ubiquitin-dependent protein catabolic process. The record is from RefSeq and is a predicted model, not a curated record. Bases 201 to 1454 code for a protein of 417 amino acids. Gene Ontology annotation, molecular function: ubiquitin protein ligase binding; ubiquitin binding. NCBI's taxonomy places the organism in Eukaryota, Viridiplantae, Streptophyta, Magnoliopsida, Poales, Poaceae. The transcript is spliced from 2 exons.